Molecule: messenger RNA, 1677 nt
Organism: Prunus armeniaca (apricot)
Lineage: Eukaryota; Viridiplantae; Streptophyta; Magnoliopsida; Rosales; Rosaceae
Source: the annotation of a GenBank genome assembly
AUGGCGAGUGGUCUCUCACACCACCUUCUCUGUAUAUAUUCCUCAAAAACGAACCCACCAUUUUCUAAAACACGAGCACUGAUCAGAAACCCAAAACGUUCCAUUGGUCUCCGGACCCUCCUCAAGUCAUCGUCUCCCAAAAACUCCAACACUUCACUGCAAAGCUCGCAGGAAGAACCAAAGCCCAUUGUCACUCCUAAACGGACCAAUCGCCCCGGCCCAAACCCACCUUCCAAAUUGUCUUAUUUCGACUCCUUCUUCAUUCGGCUUCUCCGUUUAAGAGAUGAAAGUUUUAUGUUUGAUGGGAUUGCGGUGGACAUUUUGUCAAUUGCUUUGCCUGCAGCUCUGGCUCUGGCUGCUGACCCCAUCACCUCUUUGGUUGACACAGCCUUUGUUGGGCAUUUGGGGUCUGUUGAAUUGGCAGCAGUUGGGGUGUCUGCUUCAGUAUUCAACUUAGUUUCUAAAUUGUUUAACGUUCCAUUGCUCAACAUCACCACAUCUUUUGUUGCUGAAGAGCAGGCAUUGGCUAUUAAGGCCGAGGAUAGUUCAAAUUCAAUUGGUCCUGAUGAUUGCCAGGGUGAUAGCCAAAGCAAGAAGCUCCUUCCCUCGGUAUCAACUUCGUUGGCUCUUGCUGCCACCAUUGGCAUUGCUGAAGCUGUUGCACUUUUUCUUGGGUCGGGUGUGUUGAUGAAUGUCAUGGGUAUACCUGCUGAUUCACCCAUGCGAAUACCUGCCGAGCAAUUUCUUGCCCUAAGGGCAUUUGGUGCUCCACCCAUUGUAAUUGCACUUGCUGCACAAGGCACAUUUCGUGGAUUUAAGGACACGAAGACACCUCUGUAUGCCGUUGUUGCUGGCAACGUACUUAAUGCUAUAUUGGAUGGGAUAUUGAUAUUUAUUUUCAAUUUUGGAAUUCGCGGUGCCGCUAUUGCUACGGUGAUUUCUGAGUAUUUGAUCGCUGCUAUUCUUCUGUGGAAGUUGAAUAGCAAAGUGCUCCUUGUCCCUUCUUAUAUUGAUGGGAGAAGAAUCAUAGGUUACCUUCAAUCUGGGGGUCUUCUUAUUGGCAGAAGCUUAGCAGUGGUGUUAACUACGACACUAGCCACAUCCGUGGCAGCUAGAGAGGGCCCUAUACCUAUGGCUGGUCAUCAGAUUUGCAUCCAAGUUUGGUUGGCAAUAUCUUUGCUUACAGACGCUUUAGCACUUGCUGGUCAGACACUUCUUGCCAGUGGUUACUCCCAACAAAACUAUGACCAAGCACGCCGAGUUAUAUAUAGAGUUCUACAGCUUGGCCUGGUGAUGGGAACUGGUUUGGCAGUUAUAUUGUUCAUCAGUUUUAAACCGUUUUCUAGCUUAUUCAGCACAGAUCCACAAGUUCUUGCAAUUGCAUGGUCUGGUAUAUUGUUUGUUGCUGGAUCUCAGCCAAUAAAUGCUCUAGCAUUUGUUCUUGACGGACUGUACUAUGGAGUUUCAGAUUUUGGAUAUGCUUCCUAUUCGAUGGUACUUGUAGGACUGAUUUCUUCAAUCUUCAUUCUUGUUGCUUCUCCUGCUUUUGGCCUUGCUGGAGUCUGGACUGGGUUGUUCCUCUUCAUGGCAUUGCGUGUAAUAGCUGGAAUGUGGAGGUUGGGCACAAAGAGUGGACCAUGGAAAUUGGUCUGGGAUAAGAGGAAGCUGGAAAGUUAG